Molecule: messenger RNA, 1418 nt
Organism: Mytilus trossulus (common blue mussel)
Lineage: Eukaryota; Metazoa; Mollusca; Bivalvia; Mytilida; Mytilidae
Product: lipopolysaccharide-induced tumor necrosis factor-alpha factor homolog
Exons: 3
Coding region: 140-823 (227 amino acids)
Molecular function (GO): zinc ion binding
Source: RefSeq, a predicted model, not a curated record
CCGAAAGCAUGUUUCUAUGUAGCCAUAGCAGUUUGAUGAACAUAAUGUGUCUAUAUACAUAUAUAUGAUAUAUUUGAUUUGUUAAACUAUAUCAAAGCAAACUUUACUCUGUAAAAGAUUGGAAUACUGACAUACCGUGAUGUCAACUUUACAACAAAGUGCUGGUCAAGAUGGGCAACAACAGACAGUUCAAGGCCAGCCGAAUCUACUUAACCAAUCUGAUCAGAAGAAUGUGCAACAAGCGUUAUAUGUAGACCAAUCAUAUCAACCCGUUCAACCAAUGACUUAUCAAGCUGGUCAACCACUUGUUUAUCAAGCCGGACAACCAAUAGUCAAUACAGCUGGACAACCAAUGGCAAAUCAAGCUGGGCAGCCUGCUAUUUACCAACCCGGACAACCAAUUAUGACUCAACCUGGUAUGGUACCAUUCGGCCAACAGAUGAUUGUUCAGAAUCAAUAUGGACAGCCAGUCAUUGUUCAAGGUGGUGUACCAAUGAUUAUGCCUAUGCCCAUAGAUCCCAACAGUCCAGCACAAAAUGAACAUCCCGUCAGUACUAAAUGUCCACACUGUCAGACAGAUAUAACUACAGAAAUAGAAUAUGUUGUAGGCUCGUGCACGUGGUUGUGGUGUAUAAUGAUUGGUUCUAUGGGUUUUAUAGUUUGCUGCUUCUUACCAUUUUUGUGGAAAGGUUCCAAAGAUGUUGUUCACACUUGUCCUAACUGUAAGAAAGAAGUGGGUAGAUUCCUUCGACAACAAAGAAGUAAUACCAGGGUUCAUGCUGGAGGAGGACAUUAUCGCCGUCGACGUCGUAGACGACGAUAAAGGAAAAGUUAGUCCUAUCAAGCAAAAUUAUUACAUUGCAUGUAUAGGAUUCUUUGAAUAAAAACUCUUUAGUAUUUCGAAAAAAAUCAAGUUGUGAACUGUUUAUAAAUGUAACCAUAUCAAGUAUUUUUAAUGUUAUCUUUACUGGGCUGGUGAUGCAGCACUCGGGGAGGAAACCUUCGUCAGCAGAAUCAUCGACCCAGUGGAUGUAAAUAAAUAUAUCAUAGAUACCAAGAUCGAAAUUUUAUACGCCAGAUGUGUGUUUCGUCUACAAAUAAAGGCAACAGUGUUAUACCACUGUUCGAAAUUCAUCAGUCGCGAUCGAUUUAGAAAAACAAAACAAAUCCGGGUUACAAACUAAAGUUGAGGGAAACACAACAAAUAUAAAAGGAGAACUACGACACAACAGAAACACAACGCCAAAAUUGUAGUUUGUUUCUGUAACACACAUAGAAACGAACUAUAAUAUAACAAUGACCGUUUUCGUGACUUGGUACAGGACAUUUAAAAAAAUAAAAAUGAUUGGUUGAACCUGGUUUUGUGGCAAGCCAAACCUCCCGCUUUAUGGCAAUGUUAAAUAUAACAAAGACCCAAC